UUAGCUCACUCAGCGCUCAAACGGAUCUUUUUGAGUGUGUCACUGUUUAACCGGUUCUACAUUUAGUCAAACGACAGCCACCGGCAAUGGUAUACUACAUUUUUAACUGAAAGACAGAAUAUCUGCGAAAAUGACGGUGGAUUUUGAGGAAUGUAUUAAAGAUUCCCCCCGAUUCAGGGCAAACAUAGAUGAAGUCGAGACUGAUGUUGUGGAAAUAGAAGCAAAGCUAGAUAAGUUGGUGAAGCUAUGCAGUGGUAUGAUUGAAGCAGGCCGUGCAUAUGUCAGUGCCAACAAACUGUUCGUCAACGGCAUUCGAGACUUGUCUCACCACUGCAAGAAGGAGGAAAUUAUCUCAGAAUGUCUUGAAAAGUGUGGAGAGAGCCUUCAGGAAAUUGUCAACUACCACAUGAUUCUGUUUGACCAGGCCCAGAGGUCCAUAAAGCAACAAUUGCACAAUUUUGUAAAGGAGGAUGUUCGAAAGUUCAAAGAGACAAAGAAGCAGUUUGAUAAGGUGCGAGAGGAUAUGGAGAUUGCCCAGGUGAAGAACGCACAAGCUCCUCGCAACAAACCGCAUGAGGUGGAGGAGGCCACCAGCACUCUCAUCACAACCCGGAAGUGCUUCCGACACCUCGCCCUGGACUAUGUACUACAGAUCAAUGUCCUUCAGGCCAAAAAGAAAUUUGAAAUCCUGGACUCGAUGUUGUCGUUCAUGCAGGCUCAGUACUCUUUCUUCCAGCAGGGCUUCAAUCUCUUUGAUGAGAUUGACCCCUAUAUGAAGAAGCUGGCUGCUGAGUUGGAUCAGCUGGUCAUAGAUUCAGCCAUGGAGAAAAGAGAGAUGGAGCACAAACAUGCCACCAUACAACAACGGACUUUGAUGCAGGAUUUUGCUUAUGAUGACUCCAAAGUGGAAUUUAAUGUUGACGCUCCCAAUGGUGUGGUGAUGGAGGGAUACCUGUUUAAGAGGGCAAGCAACGCUUUCAAGACAUGGAACAGGCGAUGGUUUUCAAUACAGAACAGUCAACUAGUCUAUCAGAAGAGACUAAAAGAUGUCUUGACUGUGGUUGUAGAAGACCUAAGGCUUUGCUCUGUAAAACCAUGUGAGGACAUUGAGAGGAGGUUCUGUUUUGAAGUGGUUUCCCCUACCAAGAGCUGUAUGCUGCAGGCUGAAUCUGAGAAACUCCGUCAAGCUUGGAUCCAGGCGGUUCAGGCGAGCAUCGCUUCUGCCUAUAGAGAGAUUUCUGAAAACUAUUACACUGAGCAUUUAGAUAGGACAGCAUCUCCCUCCACAAGCAGUAUAGACUCUGCCAGCGAGCCACGGGAGCGUAUUAUUAGGGGAGAGAGUAUUCUACCACGUGUCCAGUCUCUUCCAGGAAACGAGAUCUGCUGUGACUGCAGUCAGGCUGACCCACGAUGGGCCAGCAUCAACCUAGGCAUUCUGCUCUGUAUAGAGUGCUCUGGCAUUCACAGGAGUUUGGGUGUCCACUGCUCUAAAGUUCGGUCUUUAACUCUUGACACAUGGGAACCAGAGCUUAUGAAGUUAAUGUGUGAGCUUGGCAACACAGUAAUCAACCAGAUUUAUGAAGGCUCAUGUGAAGAAAAGAGAUUAAAGAAACCUGGUCCCAACAGCUCAAGGCAAGAGAAAGAGGCGUGGAUCAAAGCAAAAUACGUGGAGAGGAAGUUUCUGAAGAAGAUGUGUGGCUCAGGAGCCCUGGUGGAGGGCAGUAGAAAAUCCCAUCACUGGAACGUGAAAAAGUGCAGGAGGCACAACAGCUCCAUCAGAGCUCCUAAAACACGGCGGAAAUACAGACACGACACCGGCAUUUUGUCGCAUGGCAACCUUUCUGCUGCUGCUGCAGCCGCAAAGUUCAAAAGAGAAUCUUUGUUCUGUCCAGAUGAACUUGAUUCCCUCUUCUCUUACUUUGACACCGGCUCAGGGCCUCGCAGUCUCAGCAGUGACAGUGGGCUUGGUGGCAGUACUGACGGCAGCACAGAUAUCCUGGUAUUUGGCUCAGUGGUGGACAGCGUCACUGAGGAGGAGUGUGAAGACUCUGAUGAGUCCAGUGGGGAGGUUGAUAUCGAGCAGGAAGCAUCUGAUCCAGAGGACGGGCGGGAGCUUGACCCGAGCACACUACUUCAUAAAGCAUCACGGGCCAGGAACGUGCCAGUCAUGGCUGAAGCACUCGCACAUGGUGCAGAUGUUAACUCUGUCAGUGAAGAGGAAGAAAGCAAGAGUCCAUUAAUACAGGCCGUCUUAGGGGGUUCUCUGAUAGCUUGUGAGUUCCUCCUGCAGAAUGGAGCAGAUGUGAAUCAGAGGGAUGUACAAGGACGGGGACCCCUCCACCACGCCACAUGCCUGGGUCACACAGGACAGGUGUGUUUGUUCCUAAAACGAGGAGCUUCUCAGAUGGAAAUCGAUGAGGACGGGCAGGACCCUCUCAGUAUCGCCGUUCAGGCAGCCAACGCAGACAUCGUCACAUUAUUGCGGUUAGCUCGGAUGAAUGAGGAGAUGCGGGAAGCGGACGGGCCCUUUGGACAGCCAGAAUUCAGUAUACCUGUGAGUCCACAGAGGGUAAGACGCAAGAAUUUACGAACGUCACCACGUGCACCUUUCGGGAGUUUUCGCACAUGGCUUCACACGCCUUCAAAACACUAAGCAGCUGGGAUGUCUUAAACCAGUGGCUCUGUGAGAUUCACCAGUUGCUUUACCAGCAUUUGAAGGAUGUCUUAAUGCUUUUACUCAUCUUAAAGAAUAAUAUAUGAAAAUAUUUAAGUGAAAGCUUUAGGGUAUUGAUGAAUUUUGGUGAUAUGAAUGUGUUUUUAGAUAUGGUACUCUUUUAAGGCUCUUAGUGGGAUUUUGUGGAUUCAUUCAUGUUUUAUAGUCGUAUUAUAGUCUUUUUUUUUUAUUUAUAUAGCAUUUUAAGGUUCACAUGUCCCUUAGCUCUCCUGUGUUGUCUGAGCUAAGUUAAACAACUUUAAAGAUAAAAAUUACCAGUGUUCAAUAAAAGGUAUAUGAUUCCCAUAAUCAUUAAAGGGAGAUUUAUCCAGACUGUCUGUUACUUGUGCAAAUCUGAUAUUUAAUUAUGAAAAUAAAAUGUAUAUUCUGUAAUAUAGCCUUCUGUAUUAUAUCCAUGAGGACAGUAACAUCUAGUGAUAAGUUAGACAAGGUUUGAAAAGUUCAAUAAUUUUGUUUUCCUUUUUUAGGUAUAAAAAUGUAAAAUAAGAUGUUCUAGGAGUAACUUUAGAUUGUUGCCACAAAUUAUUUUGACUAUAUAUUGUGAAGAUGC
Messenger RNA from Myxocyprinus asiaticus (Chinese sucker), 3284 nucleotides. Its product is annotated as arf-GAP with coiled-coil, ANK repeat and PH domain-containing protein 3-like. Gene Ontology annotation, cellular component: cytoplasm. The record is from RefSeq and is a predicted model, not a curated record. The transcript has 26 exons. Bases 131 to 2653 code for a protein of 840 amino acids. Gene Ontology annotation, molecular function: protein binding; GTPase activator activity. Lineage: Eukaryota; Metazoa; Chordata; Actinopteri; Cypriniformes; Catostomidae.